Messenger RNA from Dromiciops gliroides (monito del monte), 3005 nucleotides. RefSeq names its product coiled-coil domain containing 124 (gene CCDC124). The record is from RefSeq and is a predicted model, not a curated record. Gene Ontology annotation, cellular component: nucleus. Gene Ontology annotation, molecular function: transcription coactivator activity. Gene Ontology annotation, biological process: transcription by RNA polymerase II. NCBI's taxonomy places the organism in Eukaryota, Metazoa, Chordata, Mammalia, Microbiotheria, Microbiotheriidae. Bases 121 to 888 code for a protein of 255 amino acids. The transcript is spliced from 6 exons.
UGACCAGCAGCGUCGUGACGUCAACAAAAGGCGCCGCCACCGCCCCCACUCUCUCGUCGUCGGUGACGGAACCUGCGCGCGACGCGGUCCUGAGCUCGGGGAAGGAGUCCAUGCUGAGGGAUGCCCAAGAAGUUCCAGGGCGAGAACACCAAGUCGGCCGCUGCCCGAGCAAGGAAGGCCGAGGCCAAAGCAGCAGCUGAUGCCAAGCGGCAGCAGGAGCUGGAGGAUGCCUAUUGGAGGGAUGAUGACAAACACGUCAUGAGGAAGGAGCAGAGGAAGCUCUGCCAUUGCUCUGAUCUAAGGUCUCGGGGACUCUCUGUGGUGUCCAUUGCUCUCCAAGGAAAUCAGAUAUUCAUUUCAGGACCUCCACAAAAAGAGCGGGAAGAGAAGGAGAAGCGUCGGCUGGAGCAGCUGGAACGCAAGAAAGAAUUGCAGAGGCUGCUCGAAGAAGAAGACUCCAAACUGAAGGGGAAGUCACCCAAGCCCCUGACCCCCGGCAAAGUGACCCGGGCCCAGAUCGAGGAGACGCUCCGCCGAGAACAGCCACAUAAAGAGAAUGAGGACACAGUAGACAAGCCAAAAAGUCACCUCGAAGUACCCUUGGAGGAGAAUGUCAACCGCCGGAUACCUGAGGAGGGGAGUGUGGAAGCCAGAACCAUCGAAGAUGCCAUAGCUGUGCUCAGUGUUAAUGACGACUCUGACCGGCACCCCGAGCGCCGCAUGAAAGCUGCUUUUACUGCCUUUGAGGAGCUGCACCUGCCGAGACUGAAGAAGGAGAACCCCAACAUGCGUCUAUCACAGCUGAAACAGCUCUUGAAGAAAGAGUGGAUGAAGUCCCCUGACAACCCCAUGAACCAGCGGACCAUGGCCUACAAUGCCCAGAAAUAGGACUCAGGGAAUGGAGACAGGCAGGGGAAGCGAGGGGACCCAUCCUAGUCUGGACCACUGGAUCUCAGGCCCUCAAAUUCAGGGUUUGGGGGGAUGGGGAAGAACAGUCCCAGAUAGAACCAGUGGAAUUUUUUUUAAGCCAGUUUCCCUCCCCUGUUCUCAGCACUACUGAUUAAAAGAGGAGUCACCACCCGUCCAAGAUUCCUGCUGUUUGGCCUUUCUGCUGCCUCCCUGGGAACAAGGCCCUGCCCUUCUCUGGCUUUAGGGCACAAGGGUGCCCAUCCCAGCUUCCCUGACUCUGCAUGGCUUUGUGGCCACUUUUCUUCUCUUUAUUCUUCUCUCACUCUGUCUCUGUCUCUAUUUCUCAUCCGGGGGUAGCUUUAGCUUUCAUCUGCAGGACCUCAAAGCUCAACAUCCAUUUCUUAGACCUUGCUGCCUUGGGCAGGGCAGGGGCUCUCUUUCUCUCUUCUUAAACUGGGAAGCUGAGCCUGUCCCAGGUGAUCAGGGCCUCUGCUUGAACUGGGGUCAAGAUCUGAGUUCUCCCUCUUCCCGAUGACCUUUGAAUUUCAUGCUGAAGGAGUCAAGAGAGACUUAGACAUAUAUAACUGGCCUUCCUUUUCCCCUGUUGCUUGUAAUUGCUCAGAUAAGAACUGAGUAGUGAUUCCACAGCUCUGUAGGUUGGUCACCUGCUCCCUCCUCUGUGAGGCCCCUCCAAACCAGUUGGAUGGACCAGUUACCAGCACGCUUGAUAUCCCCUUCACUCUGGUCAUCCGCUUUCCACAGGGUUCCUGCCAAUUUUACUCAUAUGCCCAAUUCCUCCUGAACAGGUUCAGUAACAGGUGAGGCUGGCCUCCAAGGAGCUGGGUAACUGCCUUCAGUGUGGGGCUCACUUAUUCCCAGUGGGGGUUGUGGGCAAUUUAAAUUUUUUUUUUUUCAUAACGAGCAAUUUUAACUUAACUUUGCUUAACUCCCGCUCCAAUGUCAGUAGCCAGACACUGGAAUCCUAGAGGUAGAAGAUCCCCUGCCCCUCAGUGAAGCACCUUCACCUCCCACCUUCCCCCCACAACCCAAGGCUCACGGUCCUGGUCCUAGAGUUGUCCUGUUCUGUUUUGGGUCAGGCUAGUGCCAGGACCUCACUGCUCCCACUGAGGCCUUGGGGGGGGGGCGGUUGUUGGGGGCUAUAGAAGGCUGUGUCUGCUGCCUCUAAAAGCAUUUGCACUUUGGGACCCUCGAGUUUUUCAGGGCAUUCUUGCGAGGUCACCUCCAGCACUGACAAGGAACUGAGGGAGUAGGCAAAGACAGGGUGAGCACCCUGCAGAGCCUGCAGGCUCCAUCUCCUCCCCUCCAGCUCAUCAGAUGGAACAAAGUUUGUAGUGGGCUGGGGCAGCUAGGUGGCGCAGUGGAUAGAGCGCCGGCCCUGGAGUCAGGAGAACCCGAGUUCAAAUCCAGCUUCAGACACUUAAUACUAGUUGUGUGACCCUGUGUAACCCCAAUUGCCUCACACACACAAAAAAAGUUUGUAGUGGGCGUUUUAACCUGCAGACAAACACCACUAAAGGACAAGGCUGAAGCCUCCUCUGCUUAGUGAGUGUGGACCACCCUGGGAAAGACCUAGGCUGUUUGGAGAAUGGGAGGUUAAUCCUGAAAGAACUGGGGAAUUUGGAGCAAACCUGCUCCCCAAAUUGAGAGAGGGACCAGAGGGUCGAUAGGGGCAGCUCUGAGGGAUUUUUUAAAAAAGGCUUUUGGUUUGAGUAGGAAACUAUUCUCCGCACCCAGAAUGCUUCUUGUCCCUUCUGUGCUGAAAUCCUAUCCAUUCUGCAAGGCAAACACCUAGGAAGUUCUCUAAUGACCCUACUCCCCAGGAAGAAGUAAACUCUAUCUGCAUCCUCCUGUCUGGGCCCCUUGGGAUUUUGAUACCCUUCUCUUCCCUAUUGUAGUUAUUCUCUGUGCCCCUGUCUUUCUCCCCCCCCCCCAACUUCUGAGCUUCCCCAAGGACUCACAGUGGAUGGGCACCCAUCCUUCCCAGUUCCCCUUGAUGUAGCCCAGAACAGGUCCCUGCACACAGUAGGUGCUCAGUGUGCAGUCCAUUCAUUAAAUAAACAGAACUGGGUCCCACA